Molecule: messenger RNA, 3525 nt
Organism: Rhipicephalus microplus (southern cattle tick)
Lineage: Eukaryota; Metazoa; Arthropoda; Arachnida; Ixodida; Ixodidae
Gene: Pcmt
Product: Protein-L-isoaspartate (D-aspartate) O-methyltransferase
Biological process (GO): protein modification process
Cellular component (GO): cytoplasm
Molecular function (GO): protein-L-isoaspartate (D-aspartate) O-methyltransferase activity
Source: RefSeq, a predicted model, not a curated record
CGGAUUUCUCGCGUACCCCGGUAGUUUGCCAGGUGCCCGCGUGGAAAAAUCGUCGCGUUAUUAAGCGCUUAUCGGGCAGUUUUUCUCGUAAUGUUCGGGUCAUCGUUCACGCGUUUUCAAGCUGCGCUUUUUUAACUCGCCGAAGGGCGAUCUAAAGGACAGGGGGCCGCCUCUCGCGAUCCCAAAAAUGUCCCGCGCAUGUCGAUGUGUAGCGCGUUCCAUGGAGUGAGUCCCCUGCGUCGUUUUUGAAGGAACGUGAGGCGCGCUUGGCGCUUUUUCGUCGUGCGAAGCCGCGCUGCUAGGUGGAAACUGUCGGCAGUAGAUGCUGUUCAGAGCUGUCUGCGGAGCUUUCCUAACGUGUUGCUUUGCUACGUUUGUCAUGGCUUGGAGGUCGCACGGCAAGAACAACCUCGAUUUGGUGCGCAACUUGAAGCGCAAUGGAAUCAUCAGGACCCAGAAGGUUGAAGACGUGAUGAGUAGCGUUGACAGAGGAAACUUCUGCCCGCACAACCCCUACAUGGAUUCACCGCAGGGGAUCGGAUACGCCGUCACAAUCAGCGCACCGCACAUGCAUGCCCAAGCCUUGGAGUCACUCAAGGACCACCUCAAAGAAGGGGCUAGGGCUUUGGAUGUCGGCUCUGGGAGCGGCUACCUCACAGCUUGCAUGGGGCUCAUGGUUGGUGAGACUGGCUUGGCCGUGGGCAUUGACCACAUCCCAGAACUGGUCAACGAGUCUAUUGCCAACAUUGAGCGCGACCAGCCACAACUGCUUAAAUCUAAGCGGGUCAAGCUGAUCGUGGGAGAUGGUCGUGAAGGAUAUCCUGAGCACGCUCCGUACGACGCAAUCCACGUGGGAGCGGCAGCCCCAGAUAUGCCUAGAAAGCUGGUGGAACAGCUGAAGCCCGGUGGACGCCUGAUCUGCCCCGUCGGACCGGCCGGUGCGAGCCAGACGCUGGAGCAGGUGGACAAACUGGAGGACGGCACGGUGCGGCGCACCUCCCUCAUGGGCGUCGUCUACGUGCCACUGACGGACAAGGAGUCUCAGUGGCCCGGAAGGUGGUUGGCCGCCGUGAUGAAUUAUAAGAGAAAGGCAGCAGCGCGCAGCAAGCAUGAAGAGUCGUCGUCUCGCCAAGCAGAGCCUGACAAGACCUAGUCCUUGUUCCCUUCUCCUAAGCGACAACCUAGACAAGCACAAAGCGGGGGCGCGUUUUCACUCCAGGUUGCGCAAGAUGGCAGUCUCUCGCAGUUGACACCUCCAGCCCUUUUUUUUAAAUCCUUUCUCGUCCCAGAAAUGUGCUGAUUGUUGCGAACUUAUUUAUGGACUCUACACCUGCCGCAUCAGCUUGAUGUUGCAAAGCUGAACUGGCAAUUCCCCACGAACUUUUGGGUCGUGCGAGUGUGUGACUGGGUGAUUGGUGUGGGUGUGGUGGGUGCGUCGAAUAUGUGAAAGGAGCUGGGGUCGUUGGUGUCAUUCCUGUGCCUCCUUUAAAAGUGUUGUGUCUGAAAUGAGCUUUGGCAAUGCUCUAUAUCUGCAAGCUGUGUGUGUCUAUGCUCACCCCUACCCCUCCCCUUUUUUCUUCCCUUUCUUUUGCGCUGUGUGAAGUGUUAGUCAGGCCUAACCUUGGAGCAACAGAACAUGCAGCAUUUCAGGGGGUAAACUACUCUUCAAAAAAAAUUUUUUAAAGCAUCUUGAUUUUGAUGAGACCUUUAGGGUUUAUGUAUAUUUAUGUGCUGAAUUGUAAUAUAGCAGUUAAUUUUUAAUACAGUAUGAAGUUUUUAAUAGUAUACAGUAAAACAAGAAUGGGUGUUCUUAACCCUUCUGAACAAGUAUUAUGGUAUACUUAAAUUUUGGUACCUAUAUUCCUGCUUGACAUAGACUCCCUUGUGAAUGUUAAGCAUAUCAUAACAGUAAGUUUAGAAUAUCCAUUCUUGAUUCAAUGUAUGCAGUUUUCAUGCCAGAUUAUUGUAAUAUGCUGAUUUGCUCUGUGACUAUGUUUAGGAAAAGUCUUGCUCCUAACAGUGCCCAUGAAAUAUUUCAUAUUAUAGAAACUGCAAUAUGCACAAAACAUAACUUCAUAUUCAAAAUUGGCACAUGAAUGUACAUAAACUUUGCAAGUUACGUCAAAAUUCAUCAAGAAUUUCAGAUAAAGCAUUAGGGUCCAUUGUCUCUUUAAUCACAUCUUGAAGGUUUUCACAGCUGUCCAUGAAUGUAAGAGCUCACUGAGUCUCUGAUUUGCCAUUCAGAACUGCUCGAAAUUUCCCGAAGUGCUUUAUUUCACCAGUGAAAAUUGGUACGUGCAGUGGCUAUAAUAAACAUGGGAAAUAUGGGCGACAAACCAGAGACCCACCGAUGUCCAGUGUUCUGGAUCCAGUGGAAUGACUGGGUCAGUUCUAAUGGUUGCACUCGCAUUAUCGGUUGGGCAUUGAUGCAGGUGGGCGAGUUCUCUCCGGUGAUUCCAAGUGGGCAGGAAGAUGUUUAUGUUAUCAUAGCUGUGUUUUUUUUUGUGAUCUUAUACUCUCUACUAUGUAUUGUGCUUUAAAAAACUGCAUGCAUUUUUUCUAUUAUUAGUGCUGUCAAGGAUCAAGGCUUGUUUACUUUUACUAAAGAACAAGCGACUGUUGCAAGGGCAUGGUCAGUUUGGUGUCUUUGUACAACCACCAAUUUUUCUUAACCUCACAAGCGUCAACUGCUAAUUCUGUGAGCGUUGUGCCACAGUGCACAGCAGUGAAGUGAAUGAGAAUAAGUGCAUGACACGAUGAGCUGUCCUGUGUGCUGCUGUCUUCUGCUAGGUUGUUCCAGGAAUUGGACACCACACCCACUUGGGAGCAUUGUUCUUUGCCAUUUUUUUUCUUUUCAGAAUGCUGUCAUCAAGUUGUAAAGAAAAGUUUGACUUGAGAUACAUGGGAUGUGACAUACACCCAUAUAUUCUACUGUGUGUAUCCGCAUUUUUUUUUACUGUGGUUCAUGCAGGUCGUUCCUGUGGCAAAAAGACAUCUGUCACUGCAAGCCAGAAAAAAAAAAAAGAUAGAAACAAGGAUGAGAAAGAUAGCGGAGUGGGUACGUUUCACAUAACAGUCCAGCAGACAAACGCUGCACUGGACUGUUAACUGCACGCAUGCGUGUAUUCUCAUUCAUUUCGCCGCUGUGCGCCAUUAUAUGCCAUUUAUAGACUCGGUUGUAGAGGUUUGUGCGUUCAGUUUAGAAAAAUGGGCAGCUGUACGUCAUUGCAUAUAUAAUGCUUUUCAGGGUGUGAAAAAAAAAAACAUUUUUUUUUGAAGUUCUUCUGACAUACCACAUGUCUGAAAACAGAAAUAGAUGGAGCUCCAGGAACUUGAUGAACUGUUCUUUUCAACCAAGUAAAUUUUGCUAUGCAACUUUUUUUAAAAUUAAUUGAUGUUUGCUUAGAAAGCUUUCUAUAGUUAUCUCACUAACUUAGUAAAUGCCCUCAAAGAGUGCACUGAAUGAAUUGAGUCAAGGUCAAGUUGCUUUGGUGAGCACUUAAUAAACGAUUGGUGUUGCCCAUA